ACUGUCUGAGAUAGUGCGACUGUUUCUGCUGCUGUUGCUGCUGCUGCUCGUGCUGCAGCGGCAGCAGCUGCUGCUGCUCGUGGGACUUUCUGAUGCGUAACAGGUAGGAGAGGGUGGGGAAGUGAAGCCAUCCCAGCCUGAGCCAGCCGCGGCAGCAGCGGCGAGGACCGGAGCCCAGCGCAUCCACCUCUACCCUGGGGGAGUCGGCCAGAGGAGGCUGCAGGCAGUAGCUGGACCCGCUAACCGCAGGCGCCUUCGGGCAAGAUGAGCGCAGUAUCUCAACAACAGGCUGUCCACAGCCACCUGGAGAAGCCAUCAAGUACUGCAAUUUUGUGUAACACCUGUGGGAAUGUGUGCAAAGGAGAAGUUUUGCGAGUCCAGAACAAGUAUUUUCAUAUAAAGUGCUUUGUUUGCAAAGCUUGUGGCUGUGACUUGGCAGAAGGUGGUUUUUUUGUGAGGCAGGGAGAAUACAUUUGUACCUUGGACUAUCAAAGACUCUAUGGUACCCGGUGCUUCAGCUGCGAUCAGUUCAUUGAGGGUGAAGUGGUUUCAGCAUUGGGGAAGACCUAUCAUCCAGAUUGUUUUGUGUGUGCUGUUUGUAGAUUGCCUUUUCCUCCUGGUGACCGAGUGACCUUUAAUGGGAAGGAGUGUAUCUGCCAAAAGUGUUCCCUGCCCCCAACUACCAGCGGGAGCUCCUACCUACUCCAAGGACUCCGGAACUGUGGAGGCUGUGGAGCAGAAAUCAAAAAUGGCCAAUCUCUGGUGGCUCUAGACAAACACUGGCAUUUGGGCUGUUUUAAAUGCAAGACCUGUGGAAAGCAACUGAAUGCAGAGUAUAUUAGCAAGGAUGGUGUCCCCUACUGUGAGGCUGACUAUCACACUAAGUUUGGCAUUAGAUGCGACAGCUGUGGAAAAUACAUUACAGGCAGAGUACUGGAGGCAGGAGAAAAACACUAUCAUCCUUCUUGUGCAUUAUGUGUCAGAUGCAGCCAGAUGUUUGCGGAAGGCGAGGAAAUGUAUCUUCAAGGUACAUCCAUCUGGCAUCCAGCCUGUAGACAAGCAGCCAAAACUGAAGAAAAAAGCAAGAUGCAGAACCAAAUUUGCAAUCAGGUUUGCCCCAUCACCACCCAAAAUGCCUUAAAGGAAACAAGGACUUCCUCAGAGAGCAUAAUUUCUGUGCCUGCCUCAAAUACGUCGGGAUCUCCAAGUCGUGUGAUUUAUGCUAAGCUUGGAGAUGAGAUUCUUGACUACAGGGACUUGGCUGCUCUUCCUAAAAGCAAGGCCAUCUAUAACAUCGACCGCCCAGAUAUGAUCUCCUACUCUCCAUACAUCAGUUACUCCUCAGGUGACAGGCACAGUUAUGGAGAGGGCGACCAAGAUGAUCGAUCAUACAAGCAAUACAGGACCUCCAGUCCAAGCUCCACAGGAUCAGUCAGCUAUGGGCGUUAUACUCCAACUUCCCGCUCCCCUCAGCAUUACAGCAGACCAGCUGGUACUCUGAGUCUUGGUACCAGUAGCUGCAUCUCCCUGCCCCAACACCCAAGCCCUACAUCUAUGUUCAGACAUCAUUACAUCCCUUACUUCAAAGGCAGUGAAAGUGGCCGGAGCACUCCCAGUUUAUCCAUGUAUUCAGACAGCAAACCUUCACCUUCUACCUAUCAGCAGGCUCCUAGACAUUUCCAUGUGCCAGACUCUGGAGUAAAAGAUAACAUCUAUAGGAAACCCCCCAUCUACAAACAGAAUGUGACAAAGAAAUUAGAUGAAGAUGGAAGUUUUGAUCCAGAUAACCGGAAGCAGAAGACCAGUUGGUUGUUUCUCAAGGGGGAUACGGACACUAGAACAAACUCGCCUGACCUGGAUACACAGUCACUAUCUCACAGUAGUGGGACAGAGAGAGACUCUCUUCAGAGAACACAAGGAGACUUCUAUUCACGAUUCCCAUAUAACAAAUCUGCUUCUCUACCUGGAUAUGGAAAGAAUGGAUUCAACCGGAAUGCAAAUAUGGCCCAAUAUGAAGCAGACCAGGAUACCAGUUGGGGGAUGCGAGAAUACAAGAUUUAUCCCUAUGAUAUGCUCAUCGUCACAAACCGAAUUCGGGUGAAAUUGCCCAAAGAUGUGGACAGGACCAGACUGGAGAGACACUUGUCCCCUGAAGAAUUCCAGGAAGUCUUUGGGAUGACUGCAGAAGAAUUUGAUCGCCUGGCUCUUUGGAAGAGGAAUGAAUUGAAGAAGAAGGCAUUGCUUUUCUAACCUCUCCCAGAGGGAAAAAAAAUGUGCUAGUUCAGCAAAAACAAAACAAAAAGAAAAAACACAACCUAAAGUAGUGUUCCAGAACUAUCGUACACACUCGCUGCUGUACCAUUCUCCUACUUCCUUGUGUUCAUGUUGGGGGGGAGGGGAGUGAUCAAAGGAAGAGUUUAGCUCAUAGGAUUUUGGAACAGAGGCCAUUCAGGAAUCUGGAUCUGGCUGGAGGAUUAGGCACUGACUCUUCUCCCCAGCUGGUUAAAAGGAAAAAAAAAAAGAAUGAAAGAAAGAAAAUAGCCUUAAGUUACCCAUUCCUCUGUAUAACUUCACAUGAAGGGGAUCUUUAAAGGGGAGGGGGAGGAUAAGGGAAGGGUGAAACAUAGCUGUGGGGAGAGAAAUGAUAGCUCAUUUGAUGGCUUUUGAGAAAGUGUGUUAAAAUGGCAGAAGUAAUGAGGAAGCCUUGAAUGCCAUCUUAGAUAAGGGAAGACAGACAAACUUUCCAAUGUUGAAGGGAAUAGAAUUUUUAGUUCAGAAUCUAGGCUGAAGAGAGGCAGAUUAGUGAAGGGUUUCUUUUUUAGGGGGAAAGAUAAAUUUCUCCCUGAAAUUAACAGAAAGUCUUUGACCAGUUAUAUUUGGAGGCAUUGAGCUAUGAUGGUUUGAAAGUGUCACACACACACACACACACACACACCUCUCAAUGGUAUCUUUAAUUAUACAAGAGUUUUUAUUUUAUUAAAAAAAAGUCUAUUGACACAUGACAUGUUAUAGCAUACUAAACAAUAAAAUGACCUAUAUAAAGAGCUUAAUUUUAAUGUCCCAUUCAACAGAAAUCCUGAAGCCUUAUACCUACUGGGUUCCUAGCUGCGUAGUUUCUGUCAUUGCAAUGUUGCUAACCUAUACCUAUAUAAAUAUAUAUAAAUAUACAUAUAUAUUAUAUAUAAUUUUUCUACGCUUCCCCCAGGUGAUGUGAAUGGCAUCGCUCUAUAAAAGAAUGCUAUUUGUACAUACGUAUUAUAAAGGCACCACUCUUUCCUCUCCUUCUCUGGCUUCAUCUUGUGAGCCUUAUAAAGAUAACUUAGUUUUCUGACAGCAAAAGCUUGGGACUGUAGGAGCUCAGCAAAUAAAUAAAUAAAUAGACUAGAAAACCUAGCUCUCCCUGUGGAUACAUUGGAAAAAAAACAAACCCCAGGCCGAAUACCUGCAUGUUCCUGAACAAACUGGAUGCCUGCAUAAACACAGUGUACAGUGGGGAGAGAGGACACUUUGCUUUUGCCAGGCAAAGCUACUGAAACGUUUCAUAGGUGUUGCAUGUGAGCAUUAGGUUCUUGAUGCAACGAAGACUGUAAAAUUGCUGACGCCAUAUGGGAAGAAGUCUAGGGUAGUGAGUGGGUUGGAAAUACAGCAAAUCGAUAGUUUUAUGUAAUUCUAAAAACACAUUAUCCAAAGUAUAUUUUCAAGUUCUCUGAUGUGGUCUGCAUUUUUCUUGUCCAGGAUGUCUUUGUUUCUAGUCUACAUUCACUCUAUAUCUUUGGGCAGUUUCUUAAAGUAACUGCUCACAAUGUGCACUGCUUCAAACUAAUUCAACAUAUCCAGGGAUGGAGGCCUUGUAGUGGUCAACUUUAUGUCUUUGAAUUAGCUGGUGAGAAUGGAGUGGUCAGAAAGGAGCUAUCUUCUCCUCAGCUCAGAGCUCUGUCUGAUCCUACCAACACCUGGGAAAAUAAAGUCAUUUUUGCUCAAUAAAGUAAAAAGUGUUGUGAUA
Molecule: messenger RNA, 4003 nt
Organism: Trichosurus vulpecula (common brushtail)
Lineage: Eukaryota; Metazoa; Chordata; Mammalia; Diprotodontia; Phalangeridae
Gene: ABLIM2
Product: actin binding LIM protein family member 2
Exons: 22
Coding region: 265-2250 (661 amino acids)
Biological process (GO): lamellipodium assembly; cytoskeleton organization
Cellular component (GO): actin cytoskeleton
Molecular function (GO): actin filament binding
Source: RefSeq, a predicted model, not a curated record